UGGCGCGCCGCCCCCGCCCUCUCCGCGCGCCGCAGCGACCUGCGCGGCCUGGCGCUCAAGUCCGCCAUGGUGGUGACGGACCGCGCCACCCUGCGCCACCUCCACGACGGCGUCGACAAGCACAUCGACACCAUCACCAAGGUCGACUUCGUGCUCGUGGGGCUCGUCGCGCACAUGAUGAACGCCAGCAUCCAGCACACGGUGCUGAACACGUGGGGCUACAAUACCAACGGCUCGUGGAGCGGAAUGGUGGGGUACCUGCAGCGCGGCCAGGCGGAGAUAGGGGGCACCGGCCUCUUCUUCACCACCGACCGCAUCCCCGUCAUCGACUACAUCGCCAUGACCACGCCCACGGGGUCAGCGUUCAUCUUCCGCGAGCCGCCGCUGUCGUACGUGAGCAACCUGUUCACGCUGCCCUUCGAGGGCGACGUGUGGGCGGCGAGCACGGCGCUGCUGGCGCUCACGGCCGGGCUGCUGCUGGCGGCGGCCGCGUGGGAGGACGCCGUCGAGCCGCCCGACGCCACGCGCCUGCCCGCGCGCUGGGCCGACCCCGCGCGCUUCAUGGAGCUGAACGAGGGCUUCCGGAGGGUGCGGCGCGGCCUCUUCGCCUUCCACGCCGAGUUCAGCACGGGCUACCACAUCAUCCAGCGCACCUUCCGGGAGGACGAGAAGUGCGGCAUCCAGACCAUCCGAUUCCUGCAGGUCAUCGACCCCUACCUCGCCAUUCGGAAGAACUCUUCGUACAAGGAGGUCAUCAAGAUGGGGUUCCGCAAAAUGCGCGAGCGGGGCGUGCAGUCGCGCACGUGGCGCCGCCUGCUCACGCCCAAGCCCGAGUGCCUGGGCAAGGGCUCCAGCUUCGUGAGCGUGGGCAUCGUCGAGUGCUACCCGGUGCUGAUGGUGCUCGUGUACGGGCUCGCGCUGGCCGCCUCCAUGCUGUUGCUGGAGAAGCUCCUCCACCGCAGAUCUGCAAAACUUCUUGGUGUUAUGGACUCGCUAUUCAGAAGUAUUUGGAACUCACAGAAGAAACCAGUUCGCAUAGUAGCAACUUAUCGCCAGUGACUGCAACUGGGAAAUUACAGAAAUAAUUGACAAAACACUCUUAUCCCUGUUUUUGUGAAAUUUUUACUUAGUGUGAUGUUAUGAUUCAUAUGACUUAUCACUUGUAAAGAACUCAGAUUGUAAGUAAUAAAUCUCACGAUUAAAAUGCA
Molecule: messenger RNA, 1208 nt
Organism: Gryllus bimaculatus (two-spotted cricket)
Lineage: Eukaryota; Metazoa; Arthropoda; Insecta; Orthoptera; Gryllidae
Source: the annotation of a GenBank genome assembly